ACCUGUUCAUCCACCGCGUGGGUAAAAUUUACUUCGAACAUAGUCGUGGAGCCCAAUGAUACUUUGAUCAACCGGCGUUCAUUUUUUGGGAGGCGAGCGAUAUCUGCAAUAGGCGGAUACGGGGACGCGUUUCGCUUCGCUGGUUCAGACGAGGCGGUAUCAACAUCGGUUUCCUAGGUUUCCAGUUGGUUUAUGUGUUAGUAUUUGCGCGAUUUGUCAUCGCCUUGUCGCGCAAGUUGCGAUCACGAAGAUAACUAGCAACGCCACCAGCCACUACAACCGUCGCAGCUGACAUGUGCUGAAAGUUUGUUUAUUUACCGAGGAUUGCAGUCCGUCUGAAUCAGAAUCACGAUGGGCCUCGGCAACAUACUUCUGCUGACACAGGCCACAUGUUACACCAUAACGCUGAUCUUGUCGGUGUGCACAGUCGUGCCGAUGGCUGUGCACGUGUCCAAGUUUGAUGGCCAUUGCCUGCUCUACACUACGGGCACCUUCGACAGCGACGACGGCCACUUCAUUGCCCGAUGGGCAUCGCCCUUCUACUGUUUUUUCACGCUCGCUGUUGGUGGACUCAUGGUGGCCGUCUCUUUCAUACAGCUGGCCCGCAUGUCGAUUUUCCUCUACAUGGGCACAGACAGCUCAUUUCUGUCUGCGUUCCUGGACUCUGUGGUCAGUGUCAUCGUGAUGCUUUUGGUCUUCACGACUUCUGUGCUGGUGUCGGACGGCUUCCGGGCGUGGUGCCGGGCCAUCACGCAGCGUUUCCCAGCGUGUGAAGACGCAUCAGUCACGCAGAUUAGCAAACCGGACCACGUAGACACUGUUGGAUUUUACAUGCACGUCGGCACAGCUCAGUUUGGUGCCUGGAGUUCUUGGGUGUGCUGGGUUCUCCAGGCAGUGCUGUGCACGCGCAAACUGUGCCUCUACCACGAGCGUGAGAACCUUAUGAUCAGCAUGGCCCGCGAACGACGUCUCCUCAACGCCUCGCACGAAUCCCAGGCGCAGACCUUCGACGACACGAUCCCCAUCCUCGACUGAAGGAAGAGAGAGAUGAAAAUUCAUCGCGCAAUCAACUCUGCGACGGCUGCCACCGCCUUCAACAGAGACGAAAUUUCCAAGCUCCAAACUUCGACGGUUCGCUCACGAAGCAGCCUCGUGCUAUUUUCGCUCUCAGUUUAUUCCGAGAUCUGCAGCUUCUGGCGAGGCCACCUGACUUUGAACCAUGUUUCCGUUAGCGUGGCGGUCAUUGUAGACCCUACCGUAGAUGCGAAAGUCCUCGAGAUUGUUCACGUCGUUGUUGUUGGGGGCUGUGUGUGCAAGGGAUAUUCUAUCCACACAGUGUAGUGCUAAUUUGAAACCGUCUUGUGUGGGCUUCGACCGUCUUGUGCAUACAGCACUGCGAGUGUUUUUUAAAUGAGCAAUCUUAGAUGUACCGUAAAUGCAAAGGUCUUGUGUUGUGUUGUGUUGCAACUGUGGACGGGGCUGCAUGUGUGAGAGAUGUUUUACACGGUAUUGUGUGUUUCGACUGUCUUGUGCGAGAAGCAUUGCAAGCGUUUUUAUUGUGAGAGCAAUCUCACAGGAUCGACAAGCUGUCCCGACAUUCAUAGUGGCUGUGAAGUUGCAUACCUGUAAAUAGCUGAGCUACAGCAGGAGUUACGAACAUGAAGAUUAUUUUUUUUCUAGUAUAUAAAUCAUACCUCGGUGAACGAAAGCAUGACGUGCAUCCAUUCCAGUGGACCCUUUACAAAAAACUGCCGAGGUAGCUUACCUGCAGUGUGUACUAGCCUGAACGUGGAGACAGGUGCAUUGUUACAAUGCUGAUUGAUGCGCAGCAGCUUGUGCAUUGUUCUUGCUUUCUUGCAUUUCUUUUCAUCUUAUUCAAUCCACAAAAGCAACAACAACAUGCCAACUGGCCAGUUAACACCAUUUUAAAGCUGUCUGUGAUGGCCACCUUGUUUUGCGCAAGUGUCCAUUGCGGGAAAGCCAUGUUGGCACUCUACUAUAGGGUCAAUUACUGGGUAAUGCUGCUUACAGAAAAGGAACCAAGCCAUUUGUACUGCUCUUUGUCCUGUCUGAUGACUUCCUGUGAGAAGUAACAUGGCGCCUUGUAUUGCAAUUCCUCACAGUGUGGAGACAAUCCCCAAGGAUUGUGACACGUGACAAAAAAAAAAAUGCAAGCGCAUCGACAGUGCACUUGCUUACAGUUGUGUAACAGUUGACAGUUGUGUAAGUGGCUACCUUGCGUCAAGACCAUGAAGCACUCCAUAACUGAAUAAAGCAUCCGAUUAGAGCUAGCUUUACAAAGGACUGUUGCUUGAAACCAAGCGAAAAGACUAGUAUCAGUGUUGCGCCGGUAUUUUGCAGCGAUGCCUUUCCGGUAAAAAUGCCUUUUCGCGCUUAUCGCGCUUUGUCAGUGGUCAGAGCGACGGUCCGCUCGCGUUAUCAACGGGAUCAGCUGGCCGUGAGUGGUGGUUGAUAAGAAUAGUAUAGAAUAAGUCAUAAGGCAUUGCUACAAAAUCGCGGCCUUGGAGUCUUGGCUCCCGUGCAACUUUGUUCACUUUCCAACUGUGCCUUCUGUUGCGAAAGUUAAUGUCAGAGUUGUAGAAGACCACAGUUUGUCGAGAGAUCUUCGAAGCCGUAGAAUGUGUUGCUGUUCUCUACAGCCAGUACAUCAACACUACUUGCAUUAGUUGAACAGGCUUACUUUUGCUGCUUCGCUUACUCAAACUGCAUUCCUUAGGGAUUGAAAUUAGGAAAUGCUCCUUAUGGUGGCCUUUGCUGGCUAAAAUGGGCUCCUUGUAAAAUUUUUAUGAUAUCGAAACACAGUCAAGCCUAGAGCGGCAAACACUUGUGCAUCGAAACAAUCCGAUAUAUUGAACAACACGAACAGAUGGCUAAAUUCACAUUGUUUGAGCCUUUGGAUGCCUUUUGUAUGUGCUGAUGUGGCUAGUCGUACGACAGAUCGAAUGGAUUUUAAGUACGUGGGUUUCACACUUUAUGUUGUCAGUCCAGCUAAAUGAAAUCGUUGUCAAUCCUACCUAAUCAACACACUUAUCAAAGCUUUACCCUACUAGUAUAUGGUGUACAGAUGGUUGUUUGUUAGUUCUUGCACGGUCACUGCUUUCAAUGAGAAAAAGCUCGCUGCGUAUCAAAUUCAAGUUGUUCUUUAAAGCGAAUAGUUUUUCUUUGGCUCUUUCUUCUGUUUUCGUGGUUGGUGGUUGGACUUUCUCCGCUGAUGAAUGAGGAGAAGGUAGUGCUGUAGGCAGGGGGAGGGGGCUGCCACGAGAAAUCAAGCCAGUGGCCAGAAAGUAGAUUGUCAGGGGAUAGGGAAAGAUGUUGGUGUCUCUGGACCUUGCUGGUUGGUUGGAAAGGCAUUCGCAUCACGCCAGAGGUUGGCGAACAUCGUGGGUUGGUGAAGCGGUGGCCCAGUGUGGUGCUGCGAUGGCUGUGGCAGAAGUGACAGUGCCAGCAGACAGUCAAAAUCCUUGAUGUCACGAGGAACUGGUGCUGAAGGAACAGAAGUAGGAUUGGCUGACUGAAAGCAGUAGGAGGAUUGGCGUCAAUCUGUGUAUGCCAUGGCCGUUGAGGAAAGAGAAGGAAGGUUGUACCACUGACGCAAGGCUCGGCAAGAAUGUGCGGAUGCCGUUGACCGCAAAGGACCGAGGAGGAACGUUGCACCAACUUUCACAGAUAAUUAGGUGGAUGCCGAAAGCCAUUCGCUUACUCUGACAAUCAUCUUCGAUGUUUACUGCAUAAUUUUUUUUUGUCGAACAAAUCUAAGCAUUUCCUGGUUUUUAAAAAACAUGGUUGUAGCGGCAUUAGCUCGUAGUUUUGAUAUCUACAGCAUGGAUUUUUUUUUUUUUUAGUUUACAGAAUUGCCUUUUUAAGGGAUAUGACAGAAAAGUGCUAAAUCAGUUUAAACUAGUAGAGUACUCUUUAGAGUUUCAAUUGUGCUUUUUUUUUAGCAAGGAAAAGCUUGAAGGUGUUGCGUGGAAAAAGAAAGUCGGACAUAUUUGUUGAAUUUUGCACCCAGAUGGUGAUGCUGAAUAUGUAAGUGUGAUGUCACAAGUGUCAUUGUAUUCUUGUGUUUAUGGGACAAUUUUUUUAAAUGCUGGAGGAGUUUCACAAAGUUUCUAAGUUUAAGUCCUUACCUUCAUGUUGAGCUCAAAGUUAUCUUUAUCUAUAGACAAACACCUAAGCAGUCCUGAACAGAUGCUAUCAAAAUACGCAAUGUCAUGAGAAACUCUAUAUUGCAACGUUGAUGACAUCAGUGGAAUGUCGCAGGCUUUAUCGUAUAUUUGCAUACUCGGUCCACUUUUUUAUGUUAGUAAUGUUUCCAAAGACUUGCCCUGUUUCAUGUUCACUUGCUUUUGAAUUCAUGUUAUGUUUACAAUUGUAGACAAAGGUACAUCUAUCCCUGAGCAGCCAGUGUCAAAAUACUUGAUGCCACAGAGAACAAGUGCCGAAAUUUGAAGCCGUCAUUAGCCCCUAUUCUGCUUUCUGGUCUCUUAUUUGCAUAUCACGCAUUACAUCAGAGCAAGAGUGACCUGUUAGGUAUUCCAGGAACCAUACGUUUUUAAAUUACCUUUAAUUUUUCUAUUCUUUUCGCCCUUUUGCAUUUGCUCACACAAAGUCAUUCUCCCCAGUACAGUGGAAUCUCGAUACGAUUUUCAUGUGAACCGGAUAAUAAAACGUAUCAUCCGAAAAUCGUAUUAUCCAGAAUACAUUGCUCUUUAAGACAUUGGCCGGUAAACGAACAAAAAACGUAUUAUCCCGAAAAAUGUAUUAUGCAGAAUCGUAUCAACGAGAUUCCACUUUAUUGGCUAGUUAGUAAUACGGAUAAUAAAUGCAUAAGAAAAACGUUGCCUUACAGAAUAGGGCCUGAGGAUUGUAAACAACCAGUGUAGUAGGGACACCAAAGGAAAAUGUUCAGUUGCGUUAAAUCGAUAGAGUAAUUGCCUAGAAAUCUAUCAUAGUUUUCUGUAUGACAGUAUAUGACUUCGUUGCGUAAGUGCCGCUGAAGGUCCCACUACAGCUUCUUAAUUUGAACCGCCCGUGCCAAAACAGAUGAGCUGACGUGAUCCCCGUGUGACCUCCCUCUCCGCCACUCUUUGUGAAUCAGCCACUGCUGACGUUACGAUGUACCGUAGUCUACAACAGGUGGUGCAACUCUAAUCUUUCAUUUUCGUUGUUUCCUCAAUUACAAAAGCUCUGUUCUCGCUACGAAUAACCAAUUCGUUAUUACAGAUGCCCGAUCUUUUAAUUUACCUAGAUUAAAUUUUUUUUGCUGUCCCUUUAAUGGCUGUACCAUUUUGUAGCAUUUUAAUUAACAGCAGCUCCUCAUCUGUUGGUGCUGCUAAUUUUAUAUAUGCAUACUCUUGAAUGCGCAUUUACACAAUGAACACUCGCAUGAGGUUGUUGGCUGGUUCUCUUCUUGGUCCUGUCUAUGUGAUACAGCGUCAUUGAUGUAAUGCAUGCUUUUUGCUUGGCUGCUUUUCCUUUGCGUGCUAAUGGCCCUUCACUUGUUUUGCCUAUGCAUUAAUUUUUUUUACACCACCUGUAUUUGAAUUUACGCACCUCUAUAGUUUUACUCUGUUGGGAGAUUGUAGCCGAUACUGUUGAGAACAAUCAAGUGUUUAAACUAUAAGUGAAAAAUGUGCACAAGGUGCUUGCCGUGAAUGUCGCCUGCUUUAAGUGUAGUUGCUUGCUUUGAAGUUGAGUGUCUCACUAUACCUGGAGUAGCAGUUGAAUAUUUGACUUCAGAAUGCAAACUUUGUGUUCAGCUACAGUCAAGCCAUGUGGAUUUGAACUCUUACGAACACUCAAUUUUUGUCUGAAUUAUUUGAAGAGAUAAGGUGCGAAACGUAAUUGUGUCUUAUUGUAUGAAGGAAUGUGUGCAGAAUGUGAUUUUGUGCAGAUUAUGCGAGUCGGUGACAGGCCACUGCUGUCAUUAAUGGCAGAGAGGAGAGAGUUCUUCAGCAUAUUUGAUAUACUGGAGCCUCGAGCAUGUACCAAGCUCAGUGGUGCCAUCUUGUUGCACUGCCUGUCAAAAUAUGCAGCAACUUCAAUAUCGAAUGUGGGCAUGUUUUGACACCUAUUUAUAUCUUGGUAAUGUUCCUGUUCUGAGCUGUUAUUGGCUAUGUUGCUCUGCCUAGAGAAACCAGAAAGAUCGGAUUAGGCAACUUCAAAAUUAUAAGUGCAAACUUGGGGGGCGAGCCAGAAUUCUUAGAUUCAUUUACAUUAAUAAAAUUCUAAAUUAUCAUGAAUCGAGUGUACUUUAAAUAGCAUGUUUUGAAGGUGUUGAGGUUGCUUCCUAAGGAACUAAUCAGCAUCUGCUGCAGGUUUUUCUUGGUUUUGUUGGCAUAAACGUUGAGGAGUUUGUUGAAUGACUGUUGAGCAUGCGCCAAAGUGAAAACUGUGAGUAUGGGACAAUACUUUUGCUUUAGAGGGUCGCUUGUGUGAUACUCCUUUUUAUUAGCAAAGAAAUCUUGGUGUGUUAUUGUAUUUGUCGCCCGUGUGUUGUGCAAAUCAAGUCCCAAGUUUGUCAUGCAACUGUGUAUACUUUUAAGGUUCUUGUGCCUAGCUUUAUUUAUACUAAGUAUAUUCCUAUAGAGCGCAAUACAUUGAAUGUUAUUUCGCAGUGG
This is a messenger RNA of Dermacentor silvarum, 6641 nucleotides long. RefSeq names its product transmembrane protein 179. The record is from RefSeq and is a predicted model, not a curated record. The transcript has 5 exons. NCBI's taxonomy places the organism in Eukaryota, Metazoa, Arthropoda, Arachnida, Ixodida, Ixodidae. The coding region runs from base 352 to 1035 and encodes 227 amino acids.